Ceratotherium simum simum (southern white rhinoceros) is the source of this 2065-nucleotide messenger RNA. RefSeq names its product potassium inwardly rectifying channel subfamily J member 1 (gene KCNJ1). Gene Ontology annotation, cellular component: plasma membrane. The record is from RefSeq and is a predicted model, not a curated record. Gene Ontology annotation, molecular function: ATP-activated inward rectifier potassium channel activity. Lineage: Eukaryota; Metazoa; Chordata; Mammalia; Perissodactyla; Rhinocerotidae. Gene Ontology annotation, biological process: potassium ion import across plasma membrane; regulation of monoatomic ion transmembrane transport.
AUCCGGGUGUUGACAGAAAGAAUGUUCAAACAUCUUCGGAAAUGGUUUGUCACUCGCUUUUUUGGGCAUUCUCGGCAAAGAGCAAGGCUGGUCUCCAAAGAUGGAAGGUGCAACAUAGAGUUUGGCAAUGUGGAGGCACAGUCAAGGUUUAUAUUCUUUGUGGACAUCUGGACGACUGUGCUUGACCUCAAAUGGAGAUACAAAAUGACCAUCUUCAUCACAGCCUUCUUGGGGAGUUGGUUCCUCUUUGGUCUCCUGUGGUACGCGGUAGCCUACAUUCACAAAGAUCUCCCCGAGUUCCGUCCUUCCAUCAAUCACACCCCUUGUGUGGAGAACAUUAAUGGCUUGACUUCAGCUUUUCUGUUUUCCCUGGAAACGCAAGUGACCAUUGGAUAUGGAUUCAGGUGUGUGACAGAAAAAUGUGGCACUGCCAUUUUUCUGCUUAUCUUCCAGUCUAUACUUGGAGUCAUCAUCAAUUCUUUCAUGUGUGGUGCCAUUUUAGCCAAGAUCUCCAGAUCCAAAAAACGUGCCAAGACCAUUACAUUCAGCAAGAAUGCAGUGAUCAGUAAACGGGGUGGGAAGCUUUGUCUCCUAAUCCGGGUGGCUAAUCUUAGGAAGAGCCUCCUUAUUGGCAGUCACAUAUAUGGAAAGCUUCUGAAGACCACAGUCACUCCUGAAGGAGAGACCAUUAUUUUGGACCAGAUCAAUAUCAACUUUGUAGUUGAUGCAGGAAAUGAAAAUUUAUUCUUCAUUUCCCCACUGACAAUUUACCAUGUCAUUGAUCACAACAGCCCCUUCUUCCACAUGGCAGCAGAAACUCUUCCCCAGCAGGACUUUGAAUUAGUAGUGUUUUUAGAUGGCACGGUGGAGUCAACCAGUGCUACCUGCCAAGUCCGGACAUCCUAUGUCCCAGAAGAGGUGCUUUGGGGCUACCGUUUUGCUCCUAUAGUAUCCAAGACCAAGGAAGGGAAAUAUCGAGUGGAUUUCCAUAACUUUAGCAAGACAGUGGAAGUGGAGACCCCUCACUGUGCCAUGUGCCUUUAUAAUGAGAAAGAUGCUACAGCCAGGAUGAAGAGAGGCUAUGACAACCCCAACUUCAUCUUGUCGGAAGUCAGUGAAACAGAUGACACCAAAAUGUAGCAGUGGCUUUUCAACACGAAUAAAGCAAAGUCUUGAAGAUACCUAGUGACUAGGAGCAUUAUGAUAUAAUCAACAAUUUAGGGGUAUGAAGGUAGGGCAAGAGCCAUCCAGGUCUACCAGCACGAUGCCCCUCAACCUCAUAACUAUGAUCCUACAAGACACAUAGCUCUACAAGGCAACUGCAUUGGAACAUUCAUUGUAUUUAUAGAAAACCGGAAUAUGGAAGGCAUAGGAGCUCAAUUGGAAUCUAUAGAUGAUUAUUUGAAAUCAUGCUACGUUGAUGGAACAGACAAAAUCAUCAAAAGUCUCACAGACAGGCCAAAUGAGACUUUUAAAAGUCUCCUUGAAGAAAUUAUGAGCUUUAGAUAAUAUAAGGGAAAAAUCAUAUUCUCAUUUUGAUUCUACUGAUAAGAAAAAAGUCACUUUUAUUUUAACAUUGGCUUUGAUCAAAGGAAAAAUUGUUUCCUGAGUGGAGGGAGAUGAACCAAUCAAAGACAAUAAGAACAGACUGACACACAAAGAACAUUUGUGAGGCUCUGGCCUUCUCCUGCACCAGUUGUUGCAGCUGUCAUCUUAGUCUGGGUCAGGCUGUGUUUCCAGAGCGUGGAGGAAAGGCUCAGUCCAUGGACUCUGCAUCUCUAUGCACCCAACAUGGGGAGGAGCACUGAGCCCAACCUGCAUCACGGCCUAUUGAGACACGGUGGCCCAAGUUGGGUUUUGGCCCAAAUGAUCUCACGUGGUACAUUUAGACAGAGGCUAAAUCACCGCUCUAGAAUCUCAAUGAACACCUUCCUGCAGGAAAGGAUGCUUGACUUGAAAUGGUGGUGACAUUUCUUCCAAUUCGUGUUAGAUGGGAUGAUGGGCUACAAAUCUGUUAAAAGAAUACUUCCUGAUCUUCCAAGAAAGGGAUGAGGAGUUUGAAGGU